Messenger RNA from Gadus macrocephalus (Pacific cod), 3230 nucleotides. Its product is annotated as collagen alpha-1(V) chain-like. The transcript is spliced from 35 exons. NCBI's taxonomy places the organism in Eukaryota, Metazoa, Chordata, Actinopteri, Gadiformes, Gadidae. The record is from RefSeq and is a predicted model, not a curated record. The coding region runs from base 170 to 3088 and encodes 972 amino acids.
GGAAUGUGGGAAUAAGAAAUUUCAACUCAUAUGUUGUCCAAAGUGAACGUUGUUCUGGGUGUCAGUUGAGGCGGACAACAGGUGAAUGUAUACACAGCGUUGAGUACAACACCGUGUUGACUAUGAGCUGUUUGUCAUCUGUAGGUCUACGGGACGCACGAAGGACGCCAUGUUUGCGGCAAACGAGAUUUUUGUGAUGUAUUUCUUCUUGGUCUCCUUGGCCGGCCAAGUGUUUGGAAGAAGAAUGAGCGUCCAGCGUAAAGAGACGGUGGACGUGCUGGCGAGGUUUUUCCCGGCUGUGGCCGGCACCAACAACGUGAGCGUGACCGUGGACGAGUCCCAGUGCUCCACGCUCCACAUCGGCCAGUACGCCUCUCUCACCCUGCCCACCCAGCAGGCGGUAGGACCAAGGUUUGCGGAGGAGUUCAGUGUGCUCAUGGAGGUCCUCAGCUGGCAGAGGGCGGAGGAGAGCUCCCUGCUGACCCUGCUGGACUACGACCUCCACCUCCACCUGCAGAUCCGCCUCGGACCCCGCUCCCUCACCUACAUCUCCACCCAGCAUCGCGACUACGAGUUCCCGGUGGGCGAUCUGCACGACGGGCGGUGGCACCGGGUGUCCGUGGGGGUGUCGGUGGCGGGGCUGGCGCUCUACGUGGACUGCAGCCUGGUGGAGAGGGUGCACUGGCCCUACCGGGGCCAGGGCAUCAGCACCGAGGGCCUGGUGAUACUGGGGGGAAUCCUGGAGAGCUUCGAGACCCCGUUUGAGGGGGCGAUGAGGCAGCUGACCCUUGUGAUGGGGGACCCCGACUCAGCCAGACAUCACUGUACUCUCCCUCCGCCUGACUGUCCACGCCCCACCCACAGAACACCCAGAACGGAGCUCUCACGUCGGGACUCCGAGUCGUUGUACGGUGGCGGUGGCUCCAACAUGGCGGAGGGCUCCGGCGAUGACGGGGACGACCGGCUGAAUCCCCUGCUGCAGAGCAAUCCUAUAGAGUCAGCCCAUGACGAUGAAUCGGAGACCGGCUUCGCACUGGUCGCAGAAACCACAUUCCUUCACGAAGUCAGGGGGCAGUCCAACGCUAAACUCCCCGAGGUCAUCCAGUCCUCCGACGAAAAAGGAGGAAAACCCACCUGGGAGAUAUUCCGGUCGGACACGACCACACACAACGUCAUUGACCUCGACGGCAAAGCGCAAAGCUGGCUCAACGUCAGCUCCCACGCGGAGGAACGCGCCAUUCCGUCUGUGAAACCCGUCCCUCCAGAACACGGGAAGAGCACACGUAUGAUUGGUUCCCGUCCGCAGACCCCAGCCAAUGACGUGCGAGGGCCAGGAGAAGCUUUAGCAACAGUGGCAAGAAAAGAAGGGGAAGUGAUCGUCGUCGGUUCCCAGGAAAGGAAGUAUCGACUCGUGGCUGGACCUCCCGGCCCGGUCGGGCCGUGGGGAAAAAGAGGAUGCGCCGGCAGAGAGGGCGACUUCGGCUUCCCCGGCGACAAGGGUUCCCAGGGGUAUCCAGGCCUGGAGGGGCGGAGAGGGGAACCAGGGCCACCCGGGCCCCCAGGACUGCCCACCCUGUACCUCGGCAGAAGCACUAAAGACGACCGGGCCGCUUUCUCUAACUCCUACUUCUACCAUCUGCUGCGAGCCGGUUGGCCGACAGUACCGGGGGACCCCGGGGCCAUCGGGGAGACGGGGCGACCAGGGCCUCCCGGAAUUCCGGGAGACCAGGGAAGCAGAGGGAUGCCCGGCGGGCACGGAGAUGUGGGUUACCCCGGGCCGAAAGGCAUGAUGGGGAAUCCAGGGAAGAGUGGCCGGGGUGGGGCCCCAGGUGUGGGCGGGGCCCGGGGCCUACACGGCCCUCCUGGGCUCCAGGGCCAGCGGGGGUCAAAGGGGGAGACUGCUACGAUGGGGGAGCCGGGCGAGGAGGGGUUUCCGGGAGAGCCAGGCCCAUGCGGGGACAGAGGGAACACCGGAUCGAAGGGGUUUAAAGGAGAAGAAGGAGACGCCGGACCCUUCGGACCACCUGGUCUGUUGGGCAAGAGGGGUGUUCAGGGUCUCCCUGGGGCGACCGGACCACAGGGAGAAGCAGGAGACGAGGGUUUACAUGGUCCACUUGGACCAGUGGGUGCUCCCGGGGUCACGGGAGUGAUCGGACCACAGGGGGUCAACGGCUCUGAAGGAGAUCCAGGGCCGUCAGGUCCCCGGGGUCGUAGGGGCCCUCAGGGCCCCCCGGGGUCAAUGGGUGGGUUGGGCCCUGCCGGGCCCAGAGGGCCCCUGGGUCAGCCUGGAAUCAGUGGCCCUCCAGGUCUAAAGGGUGUUGCAGGUGGACCUGGACCAAUAGGAAGAAAAGGAUUGCCUGGUUUUGAAGGUGACAUGGGAAGGAGUGGAGUUCCCGGUCCAAACGGCUAUCCUGGAGACCAAGGCCCCAGAGGAUUAGAUGGGGAUAGCGGAGACCCUGGACUGAAGGGGGACAGAGGACCAGCUGGUUCAGCAGGGGUCAGAGGUCAGCAGGGAGAGGGGGGUGGGCGGGGCCUGACAGGGAUUCCUGGAGCCAGAGGCCCUCGUGGGCUCCUCGGAGCUGAGGGUGAAGACGGUGAAGCAGGCCUCAGGGGAGGUGUUGGGAGAGAGGGGUUAAAGGGAAACCGAGGACUUACGGGACAGCAUGGAGAGCUAGGAUUAAAAGGGUUCAAGGGUCGUACCGGACUCUCUGGUCUCUAUGGGAUACCUGGCACACCGGGUUACCCAGGUCCAGUUGGGACGGAGGGAGCAGAAGGAAAGCCCGGUACACAGGGGUCUGCUGGGUCAGCUGGUGCUCCCGGGCCUAAAGGAGACCGGGGGCUUGCGGGUGUUGUUGGUGAGAGAGGAUUGCCUGCUGUUGUCAGUUCUCCGGGUCCUCCAGGGAAGACAGGCCAAGAGGGCCUCCGUGGCCCCAGCGGCGAGAGGGGCUUCACAGGUAAACCAGGCGUCGAUGGCUCCCAGGGCCCAGUGGGCAUGAAUGGUUACCCAGGAGCAGAGGGGUUGGUGGGGAUACGAGGUCACAUGGGACAGCGGGUGAGAGCACACACACACACACACUCAUACACCUGAACUGGUUGGAAAACUGUUGAUAGUUAUCUAAUGGCUAUCCUGGAACAAUAUAUUGAUGUUCAAUUGUUUACAUUCAUUACUUCAUAUGGAUUUGGAUUUGGAUAUAAGAUAUUUGAUAACGACCAGUUGAAAUGAUGUGUAG